This is a messenger RNA of Paramormyrops kingsleyae, 4489 nucleotides long. RefSeq names its product neurotrophic tyrosine kinase, receptor, type 1 (gene ntrk1). Gene Ontology annotation, cellular component: axon; plasma membrane; signaling receptor complex. NCBI's taxonomy places the organism in Eukaryota, Metazoa, Chordata, Actinopteri, Osteoglossiformes, Mormyridae. Gene Ontology annotation, biological process: positive regulation of neuron projection development; protein phosphorylation; cell surface receptor protein tyrosine kinase signaling pathway. The record is from RefSeq and is a predicted model, not a curated record. Gene Ontology annotation, molecular function: ATP binding; neurotrophin binding; transmembrane receptor protein tyrosine kinase activity.
UGAGGGGGAAGAGGUGUGUGGACAGAGUGCCGAGUGUUGUACCCGCGUCGCGUCCCGUCGAAGCCAUGGGCGGCACACGCCGGGGAGCCCUCGCGUCCCUGGCGCUGCUCGGCCUGGUUGUGCCGGCGCUGUGCGGAUGCCCAGAUGCCUGCCGAUGCUCCUUCACCAGCCUGAACUGCCUGGACCCCAACCGGCUGACCGGCGUUCCUGUGCUGGCACCACAGGACAGCGAGAACAUCACCGACAUCUACAUUGAGAACCAGGCUGACCUAAGGAACAUCACAGAAUUAGAUUUUGCCAGCUAUCGGGAACUGAAGAACCUAACAAUCACUUUCUGUGGGCUGGCUCACAUCUCCACAAAGGCCUUCCAGUACAACCUCAAGCUGCAGUAUGUCAACUUGGCUUCCAACUCUCUUCAGUUCAUCAGCUGGAAGGUGUUCCAUUCCCUCCCCCUACUGAACCUGAUUUUGAAAGACAACAUGCUGUCCUGCUCGUGUGACCUUCACUGGCUUCAGCAGUGGCAGAGCGCCGGGCUCGCGGACGUCCUGCACCAGACGCUGCACUGCUAUUCCAAUGGAAGCAUCCUGCCCUUGGAGAACAUGGUGAUGGAAAACUGCAGUAUGCCUGAGGUCACCGUUAUUGAUUCCCAGCACACCGUUCGGGAAGGAGGAAACUUAACCUUCCUUUGCCAGGUGAAAGGUGACCCAAUGCCGUUGGCAAGAUGGCAGACAGAAGGGCUGCAGUCCUAUUACACCUUGCAGGAGAGAAUCUGGGGACCCACACAGGAGCUAGUUAUCAGUCUGUUUAAUGUCUCCUCCAUGGACAAUCUCUACAACCUGACCUGUGAGGCCGAGAACCGGGCGGGUCCAGGAGAGGAUGUGGUGAUGCUGGACAUUCAGUUCCCAGUCAAGAUCCUAUGGCUGAGGGAUGCAGAGGCCCAGCAUCACUGGUGCUUCCCCUUCGCAGUGGAUGGUAACCCAGCGCCUACCAUCCGCUGGCUCUACAACGGCUCAGAGCUGACCGAGUCAGAGUUCAUGUACACCCAGCUCAUCGUGGAGAGGGAUGACGGAUCGGUGCAGCACGGCUGCCUUUUCCUCAAUAAACCCACCCAUCUUAACAACGGGCACUAUACCCUCAUCGUGAACAACGGGCUGGGCAGCGACCAGGCCACCGCCACAGGCAUAUUCAUGGACAGCCCCUUUGGACCCCUCGACCUUGACGGCAUCGUCCCCAUGCAAAGGGAUAUCAAAACUCCUCGCAGCAAAGCCAAUGAUGCUGUCACUGAGAAUCUGGAGAACAGAGUUUUUGGUGUGUCGGUGGCAGUGGGCCUGGCUGUAUUUGCAUGCACCUUCCUGCUCAUCAUGGUCCUGGUCAUCAAUAAGUGUGGGCAGCACUCCAAGUUCGGCAUCCACAGGGCAUCUGUCCUGGGUACAGAGGAGGACCUUGCAGUCUCACUUCGCUUCAUGAAUUUUGGGACCAGCACCCCCACAUCAGACAAGGGCACCCUUGAGUCCGGACUGUCCAGCUUUGUGGAGAACCCCCAGUAUUUCUGCGGCAUUAUCAAGGAUAAGGACAUGUGCGUGCAGCACAUUAAGAGGCAGGACAUCGUGCUGAAGUGGGAGCUGGGAGAGGGGGCCUUCGGCAAGGUUUACCUGGCAGAGUGCGCCAAACUGAGUCCCGACAGCGAUAGGAUGCUGGUUGCCAUUAAGACUUUGAAGGACGCCAACGAGUCGACGCGGCAGGACUUCCAGCGCGAGGCCGAGCUACUGACGGUGCUACAGCACGAGCACAUCGUGCGUUUCUAUGGGGUCUGCACCGACGGGGAGCCCCUAGCCAUGGUCUUCGAGUACAUGAGGCACGGAGACCUCAACCGCUUCCUGAGGGCCCAUGGACCAGAUGCCCGAAUGCUGGAGGAGGUGAAGAUACCCCCCCCUGGGCAGCUCACCCUGCCGCAGAUGCUGCAGAUCGCGGCUCAGAUCGCCUCAGGCAUGGUCUACCUGGCCUCUCUGCACUUCGUCCACCGGGAUCUAGCUACACGAAACUGUCUCGUCGGGGACGGUAUGGUGGUGAAGAUUGGGGAUUUCGGCAUGUCCCGGGACAUAUACAGCACCGAUUACUACAGGGUGGGCGGGCGAACCAUGCUGCCCAUACGCUGGAUGCCGCCGGAGAGCAUCAUGUACAGGAAAUUCACCACGGAGAGCGACAUCUGGAGUUUUGGCGUGGUCCUCUGGGAGAUCUUCACCUACGGAAAGCAGCCCUGGUACCAGCUCUCCAACAGUGAGGCAAUAGAGUGCAUCACCCAGGGCCGGGAGCUGGAGAGGCCUCGAACCUGUCCCAAGGAGGUGCACCUCCUCAUGCAGGCCUGCUGGCAGAGGGAGCCCCAGCAGAGGAUGCUCAUCAAGGACAUCCACAGCCGUCUGGUAGCUUUGGUCAAAAGUCCACCGGUCUAUCUGGAUAUCCUGGAGUAGAGGUGUGAGGAGGGGGCCUGGAAUAGCAGGGCUGGGGUCAGGUGAGGGGGGGAGCUUGGUGCAAAAAUCAUGCGAGAAAAAUCACUGAUCUCCUCUCCAGCUCUGGCCAUCCCUAUUCCAGGAAAAACACUCGAGAACCAAGAACGAUUCAACAGAACGAGUUCCUCUGGAGAAGUAGAAAGCCUCGCGUAUUCCCGUAAGUGGGUGAGGUCGGGCAAACUGUACGGAUUUGUGUUAUUUUUAAGGUGGAACUCGGACCUUUGACAGUAGCCUACCUAGAGGAAACAACACAAUAUGUAGGGUGAAAAUGUGAAAUCAAACGAUUUUGGCAAAAAAUAUUUAUUCCAAUAGAUUCAUAUUUAAGAUCUUAGUCAUUUCUGAAAGCAUUAAAAAAGGAUUUGCCCUUCUAAAUUGAGUCCUAAAUGUUUUGAGAAGUUAUGUUAUAUAUCCAUAAUUAUUUAAUAUUCAGUAAAUAGUUAUUAGGAUGAUUAUUAUGGAAACAAGCCAGAAUUUUCCAUUUUUUUAUCACCAGUCUACUUUAAUUCUACAGAAGUUAUUUCUUGUCAAAAGCAAUCAAAGCUUCGAAGCGUGUUCUUUGUCCUUCUGAUACUGAUAUUAUCUAGUGACCGGCCACAAAGUGCACUUAUUCACGUCAAACAUUUUUAAAUUAGAAUAUGACUCUACACUGUAAUUCAUAUACAUAGGUAGGUUGCAUAUAUGCGUGACAGCUGUGCACAGAGUCUGAGAACAAGCAACCGAUGAAAGAGACAAAAUCUGGUGGCCCCUGGCUCUGAGACAUUUGGAAAUGUUUACUAAAAUGUACAUAAUCUUCCCUUUUUUUGAUAGAUAACCCUUGAAUGGAAUGUUUUACAAUCUUGUUAAAGAGUGCCAUAAAUGCAUGUUACUGAUCCUACAAACUCAUAUCCACUUGAUCAGAAUGAUCUCUGUAUGUGACAAAAGCUGAACUGUACAUAGUCCACACCUGCAGUGUGUCUCUUGUAUCUACAACUUGACCAUUUAUUUACCAGCUUAGCUUCUAUAUCAUUUACAUUACAGUCGCCUUGUAUGUGUAUGUAUUUCUAACCUGCUUCUCUUAUAGUAUAAGCCUGUUGCAGGAGAGACUGCUUUAUACCCAAGAAAAGACUUAAUAGCUAAGCUAAAGGCCACCACGUUUCAGGUUGGCCUAUUCAGACUGGCCAGUAUUAUUUAAUGAUUUGUUAAGUGUCUCGAUGUGCAAAAUGUCAUAAAAAUGACUUCCAGUUAAAUUAGUUUUGUUUAUUUUUGGUUCAUUAAUAAUAAUUCUCUGUUCAGCCACUUGUACAGCAUGCUGUUUUUUUUAGGAUAAAUGAAUUGAGGCAUUUCUAAUUAGCCUUAGUCAUAUUAUACAACCUCAAAGGUUCACCACUGAUAACAGUUAAUAGUUUUUUUUAUUAUUGAAUUAUUAAAGCAUUUUUGGGCGAUCUUUGAAUUUACAGCAUUUCCCGUCGUGUCAAGUAAUAACUUCCUUUCUGUAACCAAUUAGCAAGCCAGUGACAGCCUUGGCCUAGAAGAUACUGCUAUAGCCCAAAGGUGCUUGGUGAAAGGGACUUCAUACGUUUUUUGUCCUCGAUUUGUGGAAGAAGUCCAGCUAAGUAGCAAAUUUUGCCACUGUGAGAGAAUAUUCAGAAGAGAGGAUGUUGCAUUUUGCCCGGCUGUCAGUACAUCACAAAGAAAAGGUAAAGGGAAGAGACAGGGAGAUACAGCAAUACGGCAGAGAAACCAUAGCAAAACUGGCAGUGCUUUCAUCCCACUGUCAGACCCAGCUAUGAGUGAAAAGGAGAAUCUAAAUGCAUCCAUUGGGGGGGAGAGAUACUGUAUGUAGGGCAGGAAAGCAAAAAGUAAAAUGACAGAAAGCAGAUCUGAGAAUGUGACAAUCCCAUAUGUGUAAUAUUUGUAAAAUAAACAUUAAAAAAAAAAUCUGUCAUUCAAAAAAAAAAAAAUGUGAUCCUGAAACUUUAAGUUUGUAAAUAUUGUUGCCACGA